UGGUGGCCGUUUCUCAAUAUGCGUUCUUGUGUGGACUUUUGUUCUCGUGGACUCGUGAAACGUCAUCAGUCGCAGCCCGAGUACUGUUCCAAUUCUCAAGUCCGCAUCUGGCCGAGAACGGUCAUAAUACCCGGAUGUGGCUCGCCCCGCCCAUUUUACCGGGCAUGCAUCGAAGCAGGCUCGUCUGUUCUUGUGAGAGACAUAUAUCCCAGAAUGCAUUUCACCUCAGCAACAGGCAACAACGACAGAGGAAAAUAAACACAACUUUAUGUCGAAGUUUAUAAAUACUACUUUUUUUAAGUAACGUAAUGUAAUUUUCUGACUGAAUAGUAAAAUGUUUAAGUCAAAAACUAAAAUAAAAACGUAUUAGCAAGACCAGCUGACGUGGUGACGUCAUCAAGUCAGCUGCUGUUCCAACUGCGGAAAUGACCGUUCUCCGUUCUCCCGAACCUGCGAGUCAGGAUUCCCGAGUCUGUCUCCCGAGUCUAUUCUCGCGGGAACGCGAGUCCGUUCUCGCCGUCUUAGGUAUUGAGAAACGGCCGGUCUCUUCAGUUUGCGGUGCGGAUGAGUGGGGAUGAUAUGAACCCAGCUGCAGUGGCUCAGCCAGUAAAGGAUGGACAAGGAGAUGACCGGUGGAUGUCACAGCACACCAGAUUUGUGCAGGAGUGUAAGGAUGCUGAACCAGAUGUGCUUUUUAUAGGAGAUUCUAUGAUACAACUAAUGCAGCAUUAUGAGGUCUGGAGGGAAGUGUUCUCCCCUCUUCAUGCGCUUAACUUUGGCAUUGGGGGGGACACCACCUGUAAUGUGCUGUGGAGGCUACAGAAUGGAGAACUGCAAAACAUCCGUCCCAAGGUGGUGGUGUUGUGGGUGGGAACCAACAAUCACGAUCACACUGCAGAAGAAGUCGCCGGAGGAAUUCUUUCUAUUGCAAAGCUGCUCACCUCCCGCCUCCCCACAGCAAAGAUAGUUGUACUGGGUCUGUUGCCUCGAGGCGAACGACCCAACCCCCUGAGGCAGAAGAACGCUGCGGUUAAUGACUUCCUGCGCUCCUGGCUGCCUCGACUGGGCCAGGCUUUGCUCCUGGACGUGAGCGCGGAGUUCGUUCACUCCGAUGGCACCAUCAGCCCACAGGUCAUGUUUGACUUCCUCCACCUGACGCCGACGGGUUACCGCACCAUGGCGAAACCCCUCAGCGACCUGCUGCUGCACAUCCUGGAGGAGACGCCGGAGGAGAAGCGGGCGUCGGCGGUUUGAGGGCCGUGGCCGAGCAGCACGUCUACCCAGAGACAUGUCCGCCCCGCUGCCACGGGAGACGGGGGAGAUAUGUCCCUGGUAUCCGGAGGAUGAAGGGCUCACUCAUACGGGGACCAGGCUUCCCCGAUGUGAGUGGGCCCCAUGAGAGGUUGUGGGAUCACAUUCAUGGGCGGAGGGUCUGGUGUGGAGCGACCUCGCUGCAGACGCUGUGACUGCAGUAGUAACUUCUAGUGCAAAAUCAUUUACAAAGUCCGACGACUCUGAAUAACAGAGAUGAAGUGGGACUGCAGUGGUGCCCACACACACACACACACACACACACACACUGAUUACUCUUGGAAACAUGUUUGACUCGGUCUGCAGUAAUCAGCAAACAAUCUUAUUGUUUCGUUUGAAGUCAGCAAAAGUGGCCACGUUGAAACAAUUUGUGAGGUAAAAAUCAAUGUUUGGUGUGGCAUUGUUUCCUGUAAUAAGUUUGCUUCUCAAAAAGGUUGGGAACCAUUGCUGAGAUGCACACAAUGCAUCAAAUCAUUUUGCUUAUGGUAUAAUCCAGUAGAGAAAAUGUCAUGUGAAAUAAUAACACACAUUUAUUAUGAAGAUUCGUCUGUCCAACUGUUAAUGCGUGCUUUUUAAUUCAAUCAGCAAAAUAAGGAGCACUUAGUCUGCUAAAUGUUCACUUUUGAACUGUAAAUAUUAACAUCCUGUUGAUCAAUAUAAAAUAGAUCAGUGCAUCUCCAAAACCACACACACACACUCUGCUGAUCACUACUGUAUCAGUGUGCUGCGUAAAGUCAUCACUGAAGUAAAUGUUCAACUGAAUCCUGACGUUGGCGUGUUUUAAGACAGACCUCCACUUUUAUAUGAAUGAACAUAUGCUCAGUGUCAUGUAUUCAUGCAUAUCUAUAAAAAGGUUUUAGGCUGUUGAAUCUACUUGUCUAAUGAUGUACACAAGUCUUCCCAAAACCCUGCUAGUGUAUUUACUUUUUACUUGGAGAUUUGCAUACCAGUGUUUUUAUCUGUAUACGUUUACUGUGACUAUUCAUUUUAAUGGCCAAACAAACAAGAAUAUUACAUUAUUCCGUUUAUUUUUCCAGACUAAAACCUGCUAGCUUUUUAAAUUGUGCUUCUUGACUGUUCCCCGGGUAUCUAUUUAACGACAUUGUUGAAUAGAAAAAAUGUCACUGACAUAGUGUGCACAGUUUUUCAGUAGUAAUGCACUUAUUAAGCACUUGCACCCAAAGUACACCUGCUUUCACCUCACCUGGCUGAUCACAACACGAGUUAUUCCUCAUGAAUACAGAUGGCUUUCAGACACUUCUUUCUGCUCGUGUAUCCAACACUAACACUCACACUUUGACUAGCGAUGGCUCUCUCCCUUCUCCCCCCCCCCUAAAAACAUGCAUGUACAGUAUUUUCUCUUAAAAACACAUCUUUAUUCCCUUUCUACUAUGUUGUUAAAUAUCCCUGUUGUAUUUGAUCUCUUACCCUGAGCGGCCUGGCCCCGAACUGUAACUUGGUUACUUCUUGUGUGUGUCGUGGCGCCCCUGUGUCGUUUAGCUCCCCUCAUUUGCGUGCUGUACAUGAAUGGUUUGUGUGUCUGUGUGUGCCUUAAGUGUUGAUUGGGACGCCUGGGACCGGGUUGUGUCAGUUGGACGUGUGGGUGUCGGGAGGCGACCACGGCUGUAUAAGACGUGUGACGCUCGAUGUUGAAGCGAUGGGGGGGGUUGGGGCAGGGGGUCAGAUGGUGGGAGUUUGUGGUUGAUGCCAUAGAGCAUUUGCACUGUUUAGGCCUGUUGUGACAAUAUCAAAAUAGAGCAUUGCAAUAAUAAACAAAAACAAAGAAAAAUCUCACAUGUCAGCAGUGUUUUUUCGUCUUGUAAAAGUCUGAGUGAACAUAUUUUAAUGCUGAAGAAAGGGACAGGAUGCACAAAUCUCUGUUCCUGCAUGGAGGCUUGUGAUUGGCAUCACUGUGUGUUACGCGCUCACCAGCAGAGGGAACCAUUUUAUCAGACCAGUUAUAAAAAUACCCCUCCUUUUCUGCCCAAUUAGUUUGCUUUCAACAAAGUGUCUCUAAUGUAAUGAUUCACCAACUCAACCGAAGAGUCUUCUUUUAAAAAACGACCUCAUUAAAGAUGAAACUAGGCGUGCUGGACCGUAUGUUAAUUUUGGCAUGUUGUGUAAUACCUACUUAAUAAAUCAUUUGCUCAGU
Molecule: messenger RNA, 3463 nt
Organism: Pungitius pungitius (ninespine stickleback)
Lineage: Eukaryota; Metazoa; Chordata; Actinopteri; Perciformes; Gasterosteidae
Gene: pafah1b2
Product: platelet-activating factor acetylhydrolase 1b, catalytic subunit 2
Exons: 6
Coding region: 565-1254 (229 amino acids)
Source: RefSeq, a predicted model, not a curated record